Messenger RNA from Sinocyclocheilus rhinocerous, 1588 nucleotides. Its product is annotated as transmembrane and coiled-coil domains protein 2-like. NCBI's taxonomy places the organism in Eukaryota, Metazoa, Chordata, Actinopteri, Cypriniformes, Cyprinidae. Gene Ontology annotation, biological process: amyloid precursor protein metabolic process. Gene Ontology annotation, cellular component: endomembrane system. The transcript is spliced from 6 exons. The record is from RefSeq and is a predicted model, not a curated record. Bases 353 to 1588 code for a protein of 411 amino acids.
UGUGUGUGUGUGUGUAUGCAAGCGCUGCAGUGUGUGUGUGUGUGUGUGACGCAUGCUCCGCUGAACUCCCCUCCCCCUCUGCUCAUCUGCUCCGCAGCCUCGUCGAAACACUCAGACAAACACACGGCCGGAGAGACGAGAAUACUGAGAUACAGGCGAGACAAAGAUGAGAGACAUGAAACCGCAGCCGAUAUUGACUCUAGCAUGAACCAUGACAGACUGGAGCGAGAGAUAGACAGCUAGAGGAGAAGGGGAGGGGUGAACGCAGACAGACAGAGAGAGAGAGAGACAGGAGGGAUAUGGCCCUCUUACACGUCUCUGCAGUCAAGCUGCACACCCUGGACUGAAGACUAUGCUGGAUAAAAGCGAAGUGUCUACUCUCAGUCUACCGCCCUCCGUGAGCCAUGGCGGGUCAGACGGGAACAUCAGCGUGGAGGCAGGGUUAGACGGGGCAGGCGGCGAGGUCCAGAGAACACGAGCGGCGCUGGAACACCUGCAGCAGAAGAUCCUGAAGAUCACCGAACAGAUCCGCGUGGAACAGGAGGCCCGUGACGAUAAUGUGGCCGAGUAUCUCAAACUGGCCCACAAUGCGGACAAACAGCAGGCGUUGCGCAUUAAACACGUGUUUGAGAAGAAGAACCAGAAGUCUGCGCAGAUUAUUGCACACUUGCACAAGAAGCUCGAGCACUACCACAAGAAACUCAAAGAGAUCGAGCAGAAUGGUCCUGCGCGACAGCCCAAAGACGUCUUGAGGGACAUGCAGCAGGGGCUGAAGGACGUACGUGCCAAUAUGCGAGCGGGAAUCAGUGGUUUUGGAGGGGGCGUGGUGAAAGAAGUCAAGGGUGGAGUCUCUGCACUCACGCACACCGCCGUCGUCUCGAAACCCCGAGAGUUCGCCAGUCUCAUCCGCAACAAGUUUGGCAGCGCUGACAACAUCGCCCACCUGAAGGACACCCUGGAGGAUGGGCACACGGAGGAGACGCCCAGAGCUCUGAGUGGCAGCGCCACGCUGGUCUCCAGCCCCAAAUACGGCAGCGACGACGAGUGCUCCAGCGCAACUUCCGGCUCGGCGGGUGGAAGCAACUCCGGCGGGGCAGGAGCAGCAAUGGGCAGCCCGCGACUGGACGGACAUCACCACCACCAUCAUCACCACCACUCCUCGUCUUCCUCUUGGGAUGCCCUGCUGGAAGGCCUGCAGGAGAUCAAAGUCGGUCAGGUGCAUAUGGAGGACGCCAUCGAGGACAUGAAAGCGCAGCUGCAAAGCGACUACAGCUACAUGACCCAGUGCUUGCAGGAGGAGCGAUACAGGUGUGAACGUCUAGAGGAGCAGUUGAAUGAUUUAACAGAGCUGCAUCAAAAUGAGAUUAUCAACUUGAAGCAGGAGCUGGCCAGCAUGGAGGAGAAAGUGGCGUACCAGUCGUACGAGAGAGCGCGAGACAUCCAGGAAGCAGUAGAGUCCUGCCUCACCCGCAUUACCAAACUGGAGCUGCAGCAGCAACAGCAGCAGGUGGUGCAGCUGGAGGGCGUGGAGAACGCUAAUGCCCGAGCUCUGCUGGGAAAACUCAUCAACGAGAUUGUUAAUGAUUGA